Messenger RNA from Drosophila miranda, 330 nucleotides. Its product is annotated as NTF2-related export protein-like. Gene Ontology annotation, biological process: protein import into nucleus. The record is from RefSeq and is a predicted model, not a curated record. Bases 82 to 315 code for a protein of 77 amino acids. The transcript has 3 exons. Gene Ontology annotation, cellular component: nuclear pore central transport channel. Lineage: Eukaryota; Metazoa; Arthropoda; Insecta; Diptera; Drosophilidae.
UAUAUUUUAACGAUAAGUGCUUAACCCCCAAAACACCUAAUUGUACUAAUAGAAACAAGCUAAAUAAGCAACAACAACAAGAUGAACAACGAACUAAAGAUUAAAGUUGAACGUUGUGCUCACACAGCCAAGGAUUUCACGCGCCUCUACUACGCUUCCUUCGACAAUCGUCGCCAUCAAUUAGGACGUCUGUACCUUGACAAUGCAGUCUUUAGCUGGAAUGGAAAUGGAUCCAAUGGACGUCAAAUGAUCGAGCGCUAUUUUCUGGAGUUGCCUUCGUCUAGCCAUCAGAUGAACACCAUGGAUGCCCACUAAGGAUGGCCUUAGGCU